Messenger RNA from Halteromyces radiatus, 3983 nucleotides. Its product is annotated as CNH domain-containing protein. The coding region runs from base 60 to 3725 and encodes 1221 amino acids. Gene Ontology annotation, molecular function: guanyl-nucleotide exchange factor activity. NCBI's taxonomy places the organism in Eukaryota, Fungi, Mucoromycota, Mucoromycetes, Mucorales, Cunninghamellaceae. The transcript has 9 exons. The record is from RefSeq and is a predicted model, not a curated record.
UUUUUUUGUACCUUUUUUUUUUUCUUCUUUUUCUUUCUAAUGAUAAUAAAGUUGCUGUUAUGGCAUCAUAUCAACCUUCUCAUCAUGAACAAAACCGCCAUGAAAAUUUAACUUCUUUAUAUGACGACUUGGACUCCUUUAUACAAGAAUUAUCCUUUGACUCUCCUUCUUCACCUCUCAAUAAUAAUUUUAGUACUGAAGCUUUUACAACUGAAAUACAGCAACAAGAAGAAGAAGAAGACGACGAAGAUCGUGUUUCAACAUAUGAAGAAGAAUUCGACAUUAGUACAAACUAUCACCAUGAUAAUGAUCAACAUGAUACCUCUAGCUCUAUCGAAGUAGAAACAGAUAGUGCAUCUAGUAGCAACAGUCAAUUACAUACUUGUAUGAUAGGACACAAACAGAAAGCCUCAGUGGACAAUAAUGACGAAGAUAAUGAUAACAACAACAACAAUAAUAAUAAUGAUAGUUCACCUAUUCCUAGAGCAACUACUUCUACUCCUCAACAAUCAACAAAAGCUUACCUUCUACGAUCAACUUCCACCACUACUUCCAAUUCUAGUAGCUCAUCAGCAGGAUCAAGUCCACUUUUGGCUCCUUCAUCUUCUUCUUUGCUCAGCAUUAGUCGUUCUACUUCUUUAGGUUCUUCAGCACCUCGUGAAAAAUUACAACAAGUUACUGUAGACAAAAACACCGUAGUAUUGACAACACGUACUAGUUCAUUGACAAGAGAAGUCGCCAUGUCCACUAAACGUUCUGAUAGUAUUUCAAGUAAUCGUAGUCAUCAAUCACAACAAACUAAUAGUACUCCUCUCCUGAGUCCUAGAAUGUAUUCCACUCCCAGCUCUCCUUUGGCAAGAAUCAUCGAAUCCGAACCACCUACUAUUCACGAACUUAUGUAUGGACCUUUUGACCCUGAUGAUGAUACAAUGACCUUUCCCAAUUAUGCAUUACUUUCUGAAUUAGCUACUCAUUUUGUGGAUCAAGUUAAAAGGGUAACUAAACGACGUAAAAUAUUUACAACAGCUGAAUAUCCAACUAGUUUCAAUGGUGAAGAAGCAGUGGAAAUCGUACGAUCUAUUUUACCUUCUGGUCUACCUUCCUCUCUCUACUUAAAAGUGACUCGGGCUUUGAUGCAUACGUCUCCUCCUGUUAUUAGUCCAAUCACCUAUUCGGAAAAAUCAGCACGACGGAACACUUUGUAUAAAACCAAUCAUGAAGUCUAUUUAUUAGUCGAUGAUGAAAUUCCUCAAGGUGUCUAUACUCAUCUCACUCGAUGUUAUACUCAUUUUUGUUUACCUGGUCAAGGUGGUUGUUAUGCUCCAUGUUGUCCAAACAAACCCAAAACUGAAAAACUCAAACAAAAUGGAUUAGAAAGACGUGGAUCAAUGUCUUCAUCAGUGGCAUCAUCUCAUGAUACGACAAUGUCUCGUGCCUGGUCAGCAACGGUUGCAAAGGAUGUACUUCAAAACACUCCUCCUUCAGAAAUUGCAAGACAAGAAGCAAUCCAUGAACUUAUUUAUACCGAAGAAGAUUAUGUGCGCGAUCUCAAUUUGCUGGACGAGUUGUUCGCCAAAUCUUUACGUGAAGCUCAAUGUAUAGAACCUGAAAGACGGGAUGCUUUCUGUGAUAAUGUAUUCAAUAAUUAUUUGGAUCUUUUGGCUAUACACAAAGACUUGUAUCGGGAUCUCCGGGAUCAUCAAUCACUAUGUCAAGCAAAUAAUGUAUCUGGAUUCGUCGACAAAAUUGGGGAUAUCUUUUUACAUCAUUUACCACGAUUCAAAGAAGCCUAUCGACAGUAUGGACCUCAUGUUGUUUUAUCGGAAUAUGCUAUCAAGAAGGAAAUGGUUAACAAUAUUCUUUUCCAAAACUUUGUACAUGAACGGGAAAAACAAGCAGAAACACGAAAACUUCCUUUUCGCCAUUUUAUCAUCUUGCCUGUCACUCGUUUACAACGUUAUCCUCUACUGAUCGGCGCCAUUCUCAAGAAAACACCGGAUGAUCACCCUGAUAAGGCUACUUUGACUGAAUGCUCUGAUAUUUUACGACAAAUUGCUACAGCGAUGGAUGAAGGUACGGUGGGUAGCAAAAAUACUCUGCGUAUUUAUGAAAUCAACGAUCGUAUUCGAUGCAAACCAACUGAACCUCACGAUCUCCAACUACUUGAACCUGGUCGAUUGUUAUUACAUGAAGGGGCCUUAUCACGACGCAAUCAUGUGGUAGUGGAAUCAACUGAAAUCUAUGUCUUUUUAUUCGAUCAUAUGCUGGUGAUGACACGACGAAAGAAAAUGCAAGGCAACAAUUCAAAUAGCAAGAUCUCUGAUGAUGAAUACGAAUAUUUCAUCUCCAAACGUCCCAUACCCAUGCCAUUACUACAUUUGGAAGAAGCAACAGAAGGAUUCUCUUUGGGAAUGCGAUCUAUGAGCAGUACAUAUUCAAGUACUGUCACUUCUCAUACUGGAAUGCUCGUCUCAGCAACAUCAUUUGGUAACAACAAUCAUCCUCUUUUAUUUCAUCAUUUGGGUCGUUCUGGUGGUGAUCAUCUUUUAUUUGCUGAAAAUGCACAAGCUCGUCUCACUUGGAAGGAAAAGGUUGUGGAAGCAAAAGCGGUAUUGGAAGAAAGAGAUUUAUCUCGUCAAGUAUUUGAAAUUAGAUCUCUUAGUGAUACUACUUUUAGAGGAUCUGGUGGUCAAGUUCAAUAUGGCAAGGUGACAUGUUCUGUACAAUUUGAAGGAUCAAAUGGGAUUAGGAUGAUUGCAGUAGGAACAGUCGCUGGUGUAUGGAUGGGUAUUGAAGGUGAUACAAACAGUAUUCGACAAGUUCUGGCACUUCCGGAUGUUAAUCAAAUGGCAGUGAUUCCUGAACCUCAUAUACUCAUGAUCUUGGCUGAUAAAACGUUAUAUGCGUAUGCAUUAGAAGCAUUGGAUCCUACAUCAAAUAAAGAAUCAAGUUAUAAACCCAAUCAAAAGGUAGCACAACAUAUUUCAUAUUUCAAUGCGGGAACUUGUCAUGGUCGACCUCUUGUGAUUGCAAUGAAGAAACGUGGAUUGGAUAGUCAUUUCAAGGCUUAUGAACCUGUGUGUGGAGAUUUGCGUGAUCCUGCAAAUAGCAAAUUCCUGGCAGCGAAGACUGGACUUUUCAGCAAGGUACCAUCUUGGUUCAAGGUAUACAAAGAAUUCUAUGUUGGAGCUGAUUCAUCUGCUGUGCAUUUCUUGAAAGCUCGUAUCGUUGUUGUUUGUCCCCGUGGGUUUGAAGUGAUUGAUCUGGAAAACUUGAGCAUGAAUCGAAAUCUACCUGAUAUUCAACAUCCUGAUUUUGCUUUUGUACAACAACGUGCCGAUCUCAAACCUCUUGGUUUAUUCAAGUGCCGUCAACAUUAUUUAUUGUGUUACGAUGCUUUUGCAUUUUUGGUGGAUACUCAUGGUUCCUUUGUACAAGAAGCUUAUGCAUGGAUUGCCUGGGAAGGAACUCCUCAAGCUAUUGCAUUUUAUUAUCCCUAUGUCGUUGCUUUUGAUGCUCGAUUUAUUGAAAUUCGUCAUGUGGAAACUGGUGAGCUGGUUCAAAUUCUUGCUGGUGUUCAUAUGCGAUGUCUUCAAUUUACAAACGAUGCAUUCUCUCCUGUGAUUCAUGGUUGUAUGGCUCAUCCUUUCAAACCUGAUUAUCAAUAUGUUUUCCAACUCAUGGCCAAUUUUGAACCUCCCACACUUAAUCAUUAUCAACACUAGUUCCAUCCACUAGAACGCCCGUAUUAUAUCCAUUGUCUUUAUAUAUUCUACCUGGUUUUUUGUUAUAUGAUCCAACUCUUCUUUUUAUUUUGUUUCAUGCAUAAUACAAUCCAUUCUUUUUUUAGACUAUCCUUUCGUUUUUCCUCUCUUCUUUCUCUCUCUCUGUAUAGUUACCAUUUAACAAGUCAUAAUAAUAAAAAAAAAAAAAGUGGUCAUCUCCAAGUGAGGGUAUACCAUUGAUUCCUUUUUAUCUACAAC